Messenger RNA from Ylistrum balloti, 2103 nucleotides. Its product is annotated as dynein regulatory complex subunit 3-like. The coding region runs from base 1 to 1578 and encodes 525 amino acids. Gene Ontology annotation, molecular function: protein binding. NCBI's taxonomy places the organism in Eukaryota, Metazoa, Mollusca, Bivalvia, Pectinida, Pectinidae. The record is from RefSeq and is a predicted model, not a curated record. The transcript has 10 exons.
AUGAGUCGAUUGUAUGACACGGUGGAGCCGGCAGUUGUCGACGAAGACAUGCUGAAAAGAGCAGUGGAGGAGCAAGGACCUAAAGACGAAGCAGGAAAAAUUGCAAAGGCAGAAGGAAUUGAUUUUGGAGAUGUGUUAUCCUUAAGACUUGAUUUUUUAAAUAUCUUAAAAAUCGACAAUCUCUGGGAAUUUACAGCAUUAACAAAAUUACAGCUGGAUAACAAUAUCAUAGAGAAAAUAGAAGGUUUGGAUUGUCUGGUCAACUUGGUAUGGUUAGACUUGUCCUUCAACAAUAUUGAGGUGAUUGAGGGUCUCAAUGCACUCACUAAACUGGAGGAUUUAACACUGUACAACAACAGAAUUGCUACACUGGAAAACAUGGACACCCUACUAAAUCUCCAUGUCUUUUCCAUCGGAAACAACAUGCUGACUGAACUCAGCAAUUUGUUAUAUCUGAGAAGGUUUAAGGAAAUGAAAACCUUAAACCUGGCUGGAAAUCCUUUCUGUAAGCAGAACGGCUACAAGCAGUAUGUGAUUGCCUUCCUGUCUGGUAUUGACUUCCUUGAUUACCGCUUGGUGGACAAACAGUCAAGAGAAGAUGCCAUGGAAAAACACAUGAUUCAAAGAGAAGAAAUGUUACACAAUGAGAAACAGGCAGAAUUGAAACAGGAGGAGGAGAUCAGGAACAAGGAACAGCUGAAGCUCCACAAGGCAGCAUAUGUGGAGCUAAUGGAUGGACCACACUUGUUUGAGAUGAUGUAUAUGGAAGAUUCUGAGGGACAGAAGCUGAGCGAAAUGCCAGGAAUUGAAGAUCUCUUACAGACUUUUAAGGAUAAAUUUGUUGCCAUCUGCCAUCAAAUGUUUGAAUAUGGCUUGAAGGAACAUGAAAAGCGUGACUCUGAGGUGAAGCAAUUCUGGGAAUGUGUAGAGGAUGCUAAACAGGAGAACAAGAAUUUAGGAAUGCAGGCCAUCAACAAUUUCAUGGUUGUUAAAAAGAGAACAAUGCAAGAACUGAGUCAGAUCAGUGACCAGAAGGUGUUGGAGUCUGUUGUGGCAGAUUACAACAAACAAGUUUCAGAGUUGUGGGACAAACUCAUGGGGCUUGAGCUACAACUUGUUGACCAGUUGGAGGAUGUUAUCAAAGACUUCGAGCGGAGCAUGCAAGAUCUAGUGGCCUCAUUCCAGGAGAAUAUCCAGGCUUUCCUGGCACAGUGUCGGGACCUGGAGACAUUCCACCACGAGAAGAUGAUGGAGAUUGCAAUUGUCACACUGGAAAAGGUCCUCAAAAAUGAACUAGAUGAUGAGAUCAAUGAAGACUUAAGAAUGUUAUUUGUGGACAAGGACACAAUCAUGAAUGCUGUUUCCUCAUCACAUGAUGUUCACCUGCUUAAGAUAGACAACAAGGAAGAUGACAUGGUGACUAGAAUCAACCAAUGGCUAAAAACAACAAUUGACAAAAUUCAUGAAGAUGAAGAAAUUGCCAGAAAUCGUAUGAGAGUGACAGAAAUUAACAAUCUCAUUGAUCACUUACGGGACGAAAUUGACAAUUUGGAUGUGUUACAGGCUGGAAAUUACUGAUUCCUUGUUGGAAGUGUCUGUGAUAAAUUAUGAUUGUGACCUAUUCAGACUGGCCAUUUUAACGGGAGUGGUCGGUGCUUUAUCAAGCUUUCAUUCGAAAUGGACCACUGGGAUGAUGAUAGAGAACUGUGAUAUCAUUCUUAGAUGCAAAUUUGCAGUGCGAUUGCAGAAAAACUUAAAUACCUGUGAUACAUAUAGACCACAGUCGUCUGCAGAUUUGUAACAAUAUUUGUUUAAUAGAGUUAAACCUAUCUAAACUGAACCUUUAUCAAGGGCCUGGUACAGAUAACAUUUCCAAGUUAACUAGAGAUGGUCGAUUUCCAGGGUGUUUAUUCAGGACAUUAAGCUACAGUAUUUGAUCCCUGUGGUGGCUUAUCUAGAUGGGUUCUAUUGUAACAUAAUACUGUAUAAAGGCAUGACUUUUAUAAAUUGUAUAUAAACUAUUUCAUCAGCUGUACAGUCCCAUCAAUCAUUGUUGGAACUAGUGUAUUCCAUCAUAUAAAAACAUUUACAGAAAUAAAUGAU